Molecule: messenger RNA, 2212 nt
Organism: Hevea brasiliensis (rubber tree)
Lineage: Eukaryota; Viridiplantae; Streptophyta; Magnoliopsida; Malpighiales; Euphorbiaceae
Product: calmodulin-lysine N-methyltransferase
Exons: 5
Coding region: 1638-2108 (156 amino acids)
Cellular component (GO): cytoplasm
Molecular function (GO): calmodulin-lysine N-methyltransferase activity
Source: RefSeq, a predicted model, not a curated record
AAAAAAAAGGGCUUUCAGCACAAUUAGCGUUGACGAUGGGCUCGAUAGUCUCACUCACGAACCUGGAGCUCGAAGAAAACUGAAAGAAAAAGAGCAAAUAGCCAUUUCUCAACUUGACAAACCAUGCAUGAAAAUGAAACAGCAAAUGCAAAAGUUGCUUCUCUGAGAUGGGGAAUCCUUCUUCAAGCCCUCCUGCCCAUAUUUCAGGUUCUUUCUUCUAUACACCAAUCGAAUUCCUUAAAUCUAAUUGGCUGCCUAUUGCUGUUAAUGUAUCUCGCAGAUGAGAAAUCUUUAAAUGCCAUCAAGCGCAUUUCCAGGAAGGCCUGUUAUGGCUUCAACUUAAUUCCUAGCCGAUUACUAGUUGAUAAAAAUCCAAACUCUAGAGAAGCCUAUAUAUGCUACACGUUACCCACUAAUGGGUCCCCUAAACUUUUCCUUACGUGAGUUCAUUUUCUUUCAUUUGGUGUACUGGACCUUGUAUCUUGUUCUCUCAGGUAUUUCUUCGAACACGUUCUGAACUUUAGAUUGAAAUGUGAUUGCAUUCAAAUACAAUAGGACUGUUUUUUUUAGAGUAAUACAGUAUUUGAGUUUUGUUGUUGCUAUAUAUGAAAUUUCUUUGCAGCCAAAGGAUGGACGGGCGCCCUAAUCUCAGUGAUUUUGAGAUAUCUAAUAGAUACAAUGUUGAUAACACUGGGCUUGUCUAGAACAGAGUAUUGAGGGAAGGAGAUAGCGGUGUCCUAUGCAUGUUUCAGGCUGGAACAAUUGGAGGGGAUUCUGACUUCUGACCACACUGAUAAUUACGAUUUUUAAAAUGAUCAAAUCAAACUGGACUGUUUUGAACAUAGAAAUCAAACUAAACAGAACCAAUUACCAAAUCAGAUUAAAUCAAAAUAUUAUUCUUUGAUCCAAUUUUUGAAAUGUUUUGAGACAAACGAAACUUUUUUUUUUAGUUUUGCAUAACCAGCUCAAGUUAGCUUAAAUAUUCACUUCCUUAUAUGUAAUAAAAAGAUUUAAAAAUCAAAAAAAUAAAUUUUUAUUAUUACUAUUAUUUUAUACAAGUUUGAGUUACUGUUUUUAGUUUCGUUUCUUAUGAAGUGAAGUUUUAUUUCCUACAAUCCGUAUUGUACUUUUUAUUGAGUGGUAAACUAAACCAACUGCCAAAUUCAGACCAGAUUGGUGGAUUGAAUUUAAUGAUGCAUACCCCUGAGAGUGAAAGUUUUUGUCUGUGGCACCUGAAUUUUGAUGAAAUUUGAAAUAUUUCAUGCAUGGGGGCCUUCUUUUAUUUUAUUGCUUUGAUUAUAAGAUAUCUAUCUAUUUUAUUUGGGAAGUUCUACUUUAAGCUCCUGCUAUUGGAUUAACUUCUGCAAUGGGUGUGUUUUUACAAGCUAGUUAAAUACAAUAUCAUAAUGGCGGUUGGUGUGCAUCACCAUUGAAAGUUUCUUAAUAUGGUGUUAGAUAUAUGAACUGGAAGAUUCAGUUCAAAUCUUGUUAGCUGGAGAAAAUUCAAAUGGUUCAUCUACAUAAUCAAUUAGUGUUGCUUUAUCUUGUUUAUGCUUAGGAUUCUAAAAUGAUCUUGUUAUACAGGUCAUUGGCCAUCAGAAGAAGUCCUUGCUUAUUUUUGCUUAUCACAUGCAGACAUGUUCAGGUCAAAAAGAGUUAUUGAGCUUGGUUCAGGCUAUGGUUUAGCUGGAUUAGUUAUUGCUGCAACUACUGAGGCAGUGGAAGUUGUAAUCUCUGAUGGAAAUCCUCAAGUGGUUGAUUAUAUUCAGCAUAAUAUGGAUACUAACUCUGGGGCAUUUGGUAGUACAAAAGUGAGGAGUAUGACAUUGAAUUGGGAUCAGGCAGAAGCUUCAAAUAUCUCUAACACUUUUGAUGUCAUUGUUGCUAGUGAUUGCGCCUUUUUUAAGGAGUUCCACAAAGGCCUUGCUUUUGCUGUCAAACUCUUGCUGAGAAACGCUGGGAUAUCAGAAGCAAUAUUCUUCAGUCCUCGAAGAGGCAAUUCACUGGAUAAGUUUCUAGAGGAAAUUGAAGAAAAUGGCAUGCAUUUCUGUGUAACAGAGAACUAUGAUACAGAAGUUUUGGAUGCGUCAUCAAGGGUUCAUGAAUAGUGGUAACUCAUGGCCCAGCUAAGAAAAAGAUCACUGCUAUCCUUUGCUGGUCAGAGUUACAUUAUAAACUUUUGAAGCCUUCUAUUCCAUUCAUAAUUUUUAUA